GAAGUUUACAGACCGUCGACGGACUUUCAGCGAGUUCACUGUUUGCUAUUAGAGCAAGCGAGCAAGUUCGGUCUUCGAAGAGCGAUUGAGCUAUCACCCCUGGAAGGCGAUAGUCAGACCUGCUGCUGUCUACUGCUCCACUACCGCAUAGUAUACAUGCAAAUUACAUCGAAUAAGCAAGUUUUCUUGAAAAAGAAAACAGGCAAUUGAACAAUCUUGAUUUCUGGCUGUAAUUGCAGCUGCAUUUAUAUAGGACCGAGAUGGAUGUAAUUCCUAUGUGCAGCAUCUUUCAGGAGCUCCAGAUUGUACAUGACACAGGAUACUUUUCAGCUUUACCAUCGCUUGAGGAGUACUGGCAGCAGACCUGUCUGGAGUUGGAGCGUUAUCUCCAGAGCGAGCCUUACGUCUCGGCCACCGACAUCAAGUUCGAGGCGAGCCAGGAGGACCUCUGGAGCCAGCUGAUCCUGGCCUGCGGAGACAAGGCCGAGGCGGAGCCAAAGACCCUCACUCGCAUCAAGGAGGAGGACAGCCAGGAGGCCAGCAGUUUUAACUCCGAUGCCAGCAGCGAGAUGUCAGACAGCUCAGAGGAGCUCUCCCCGAUCCUAGACUUUAACUCCAACCCUCUGAAUGACAUUAUGGGAGAGGGGGAGGACCUUGGAUCCACCGUUAUCAGCACACCGCCGUCUUCCCCCGAGGGGGGGAAAGAGGCCCCAUCCAUAACCUCCCAGGUGUGGAGCAGUUUACAGACAGUUUUGCACUCGCCCGGGAAGAUACGGACAGGGGGAAUUGGCGGACGAACAGCCGAGAGGGGGAGCGUGGCCAACGGGGAGGCUUCUCCGGACGGAAGGAGGCGUGUUCACAGGUGUCAUUUCAACGGAUGCAGGAAGGUGUACACGAAAAGCUCCCACUUAAAAGCACACCAGCGCACACAUACAGGCGAGAAGCCUUACAGGUGCUCAUGGGAAGGCUGCGAGUGGCGUUUUGCACGGAGCGAUGAGCUAACCAGACACUUCAGGAAGCACACUGGGGCCAAGCCAUUUAAAUGCAGUCACUGUGACAGGUGUUUCUCUCGUUCCGACCAUUUGGCGCUUCACAUGAAGAGACACAUCUAAACGGUUGGACUCCGGAACAGAGUGGCAAAAGACGUCCCUGACUGUCUCCUGACGUGUUUGCGGAGGGGCCGGUGUGCCCUGAGAGGGAAGGCAAACGACGGGUGCGUGCUCAAGUGAAAAAGCAUGCAGGCAAUUCAUUUGCACCAUACUUAGUGCCUCCAAGACCUCUCAGAAGAAAAAUGCUCUAAAAGGUCGACGUAUUCGAAGAAAAAAAAGGAAAAAAACAAGACGUAAACCAUCGAGGAUGAAGGAAAAUUAAGAGAUCCACUAAAAAGAAGAAAGAAAACAUCAGAGAGAACUGGAACGUGUAUUUAUUUUUUCUUCCCCCGUGUGUAUGGUGUCUGAUACUUUGUGGAGUUAGUUCCCGGUCUGAACGCAGAACGGUGGCGCUCCAGUAAACGUGCUGUUUCUCGUGAGCGUGGGGACGGGCUGCCCGUUAGCCCGUCAGAAUGUCUGAGACCGGGUGCCUGUCUGAUAGUUCCUGUGCUUCGGCGCCUGCCUGAGAAUGCCUGUGGGCCUGGGACUCCUGGGUGGAUGGCUUGUGUUGUGAUCCGAAUGGCGUUGAGUGGAUCAUGUUUUGGGUGUG
This is a messenger RNA of Esox lucius (northern pike), 1698 nucleotides long. RefSeq names its product Krueppel-like factor 6. The coding region runs from base 261 to 1112 and encodes 283 amino acids. The transcript has 4 exons. Gene Ontology annotation, molecular function: RNA polymerase II cis-regulatory region sequence-specific DNA binding; DNA-binding transcription factor activity, RNA polymerase II-specific. NCBI's taxonomy places the organism in Eukaryota, Metazoa, Chordata, Actinopteri, Esociformes, Esocidae. Gene Ontology annotation, biological process: regulation of transcription by RNA polymerase II. The record is from RefSeq and is a predicted model, not a curated record.